GUGGCGCAUGCCCAAAUGUGCACGGUUAAAUCGAUGCAUUCCAGGCUGUUGAAACAGUUGUGUCCCUCACUGAAAAAGUGUGGACUGAGAUGGAUGGAAUUCAGGAGGAGAAUCAGAAGAAUCGACCGGAGACCAAGUUCGAGAGAGUUCGACUCUAAGGCUAACAUCCAAGGAAGAAAGAAGAGAAGUUGGAAACUGUUCCUGUUCUCAGUCGUAACCGUUAUAAUCGUCACGACUGGUUUUUUCAUUUUCUGGAAAUCCGCUAAAACAAAGGAACUGCACGUCCCUCCGGAUCCAGAAGUCCCUCCGCCACCAACGCCUUCAAAACUCCACCGGUUCACAAAAGGAGCCGUUUGCACGGAUGGACCGCCUUGCUCGGAAAUCGGAAGAAAUAUCCUUAAAAAGGGAGGAAAUGCAAUGUCUGCUGUGAUCGCAGCCCUCUUCUGCAAUGGAGUCGUUAACAAUCAAGCAAUGGGAUUGGGUGGAGGGUUUUUCAUGACAUACUACAGUAAAAAGGAUGGCCAAGCGUACAGCCUCAACGCGAGAGAUGCUGCCCCUGGCAAAGCUCAUAGGAAUAUGUUUGCCAAAUCUGUUAAUGCAUCUAAAACUGGUGGUCUAGCUGUCGGUGUGCCGGGCGAAUUGCGAGGAUACUGGGCAGCAUAUAAGAAAUUUGCAAAUCUCCCAUGGAAAGAUAUUAUUCAGCCUGCGAUUGAUUUGUGCAAUGCUGGCUAUAACAUGACGAAACCACAGUAUGACGUUUUGGAUUUCAGGCCAAAUAUUAUUGAAAAUGAUCCAAACUUUAGAUCAAUGUUCAUUGAUGAAAAAACCGGUCGUAAAAAGAGAUACGGAGAUCUGAUAAAGCCUCAUACCUUAUGCAAGACUUUAAAAAUUAUUGCGGAAGAAGGAGGAGAUGCUUUACAUAAUGGAUCCCUUACGACAAUUUUUGUUGAAGAUCUUCAAAAGAAGGGAUCCAUCAUAACUGAACACGACAUGAGAAAUUAUACUGCUGAAUGGGUAAAGCCGGUUUCUGUGGAGCUAAGGAAUAGUGUUAAAGUUUUCAGUAUGCCCCCACCAGGCUCAGGCCCUUUACUCACUCACAUAUUGAAAAUCCUUGAUGGAUACAAUAUAACCAAUGACAGUUUUAACAACACUGACAAAACAGUUUUGACUAUGCAUAGGAUUAUUGAAGCUUUUAAAUUUGCUUAUGCACAAAGAACGCAACUAGCAGAUCCUAAUUUUGUCAAUAUGGAAGAGAUAAUUUUAAAUUUGACGUCAACGGAAUAUGCCGAUCUCACAAGAAAUAAAAUAAAUGAUUCUAUGACUUAUUCCGACCCAGAGCAUUAUGGUGCUGUUUACUACCAGACAGAAGAUCACGGCACAGCUCACAUCUCUGUCAUUUCAGAAGACGGAGAUGCCGUUUCUGUUACAAGCACUAUUAAUUUAUAUUUUGGAGCGGGUUUUACUUCAGAGAGAACUGGCAUCACGCUUAACAGUGCUAUGGAUGACUUUUCAGUUCCAGCGUACAAUAAUUACUUUGGUUUGCCACCAUCACCGAACAAUUUUAUCUCACCGGGCAAGAAACCACUGUCUUCAGCUACUCCUACAAUUAUAGUUGACAAGAAUGGAGAUGUAAAACUUGUAAUUGGAGCUGCAGGAGGAACUAAAAUCACUACUUCAGUUGUUUGGGUUAUAUUGAGAUAUUUAUGGCUGGGUGAAAACAUAAAGCAAGCUGUCGAUUCAAGUAGGCCCCACCAUCAACUCCAUCCAAUGAAAGUAUUUUACGAAUAUGGAAUAUUAAAGCAAUAUAUAGAUGGAUUGAAAAUGCUUGGUCACCAAUUCCAUCGUUAUAGAAACAGUAGAUCUGUAGUUUGCGCAAUUUCAAAAGAGAACAACACAAUUUUUGCAAAUGCCGAUUAUCGAAAGGGUGGAGAAGUUUAUGGAUAUGAUUGAACUUUAUUUGUUUAAUUUAUUUGGAUCUAAGAAAUGUCUCUAUCAUACUGUUUUAUAAAUAAUUGCACUACAACCUUUUGUGAUAAAUGUGCAAAUAGGUUUUUUUUAAUACCAAAGAUUUACCCUUUUAAUUAAAAUAAAAGAGUCGCAAGCUGUCAACAAGAGCUAAUAAUCAAGCAGUGUGAAUUUAAACUUCACAAAUUAUUUAUAGGUCGGAUGAAUUACCAAGCAAGAGUGUCACAUAUAUCAAAUGAUAAAAUGUAUUUUUCUACUACGUAAUAUGUAAGAGUAUUUUUUAAGUUAAGGUGCCUGAAGGCUGUGAAAGUUGCACAUUUUAAAGCAGUUUUUUAGUCAUUUGACAUUUAUUUGCUUGAUGAAUUUGACAAAUGUAAAUAUUUUAUGUGAUAAUUGUUGUUUUGUACAAUUUAUUAAAUAAUAAUUGUUUUUGUUUUUAA
Cimex lectularius (bed bug) is the source of this 2405-nucleotide messenger RNA. Its product is annotated as glutathione hydrolase 1 proenzyme-like. The transcript is spliced from 10 exons. NCBI's taxonomy places the organism in Eukaryota, Metazoa, Arthropoda, Insecta, Hemiptera, Cimicidae. Gene Ontology annotation, cellular component: plasma membrane. Gene Ontology annotation, molecular function: glutathione gamma-glutamate hydrolase. Bases 16 to 1950 code for a protein of 644 amino acids. The record is from RefSeq and is a predicted model, not a curated record. Gene Ontology annotation, biological process: glutathione catabolic process.